GCGGCGGCGGCAACCGACGGGGUUGACUCAGUGUUGCUCGGGAGGAUAAUGUUGCGGCGGUGUACACUACUACAACAACUACUACUACCACUACUACUACUACAAAUACUACGACUAGACGGGACUCCGUGACGAUCUCCAUCGCGACCAUGACGCUCGUCUUCGCCAUCCUCGUCGCGUUCGUCUCCGUCGUCGACUGUCACACGUACUUGCCAUCGAAUGAAAUGGCCAAAAGAUCGUACCAAAGCUAUACACCAUACAACGGCACAACGGUGCAAUAUUAUCUGGACGACGUUGACGACAUUGAUGACGAAGACACGGACGAGGACGAUGUGAAAGUUGAUGAUGAUGAUCGGGCCUACAAAAAUCCAAGGAAGCUACCGUCAUCUGAAUGUCCCAGAAAUGAAGAGCAAGCUGCAUUCAUGGGACAAUCAUGUUUACGAAAAUGUUCCUCUGACGAAGAUUGUAAAAGCAAGAAGAAGCAUUGUCUUUGUGAUGGACUUUGUGGAAUGUCAUGUGUAAAACCAGAGAGAGAAUGCGACGAAUUGCCGAAUCCGGAACAUGGCGUGGUGCAAAUGACUGGAAGACUAUUUAGCGACAAAGCUACUUACAGCUGCGAAAUCGGAUAUCAAUUGAUCGGCAGAGACCACAGGACUUGCCACGCCACCGGUGCGUGGUCUGGAGUGGAGCCUUUCUGCAAACAAAGUGUGUUCUGCAAAUCACCUCGUGUAAUCGAAAAUGCAGGUAACAAUGCGUUUGCGGAUCAGCAAACAUUCGACGUUGGAUCUGAAGUUGAGUACCGAUGUAAAGACGGAUUUACGAUGAGAGGUUUCGCUAGAGCUAAAUGUUUGGCAAUGGACAUAUCGGCUUCGUGGUUUGGACCAGAUAUAACAUGUGAACCGAGGACUUGCGGCGCUCCAGGCGUAAUUCCCAAUGGCUGGCAUCAAGGCGAUUGUUCAGACUUCGGUUGCCGUGUGUUCUACAAGUGUUCGGAAGGUUACGAACUAACCGGAAAAUCGGAACGUCUCUGUCAUUCGGACGGAUAUUGGGUACCAAAAGAUUUACCUUCGUGUGUGCCGGUUGACUGCGGUCCUCCCGAAAGUCCGUACAACGGAAACGCGGUAUUCACGUCUACGUCCUACAAUUCGGUAGUAUCAUACGAAUGUAAAUACGGGUACUUACUGUCCGGUGAGCCGACUAGGCGGUGCGGUGCAGACGGCAAGUGGUCAGGCACAACGCCAAUAUGUCAAGAGAUAGAUUGCGGAUCUCCGGGAGAGCUUCAUAAUGGUUGGCUAGAGAACACUGAAAGCGGCACUGGUCUAGGCGCGACGAUUAUUUACCGAUGUCAAGACGGAAUGCUUCUUGUAGGGAACUCUUCGACAGUGUGCCUUGCCGAUGGACAGUGGCGUUAUCCACCACCGCUGUGCCUAGCUCCAUGUGUCGUGCCGGUUAUCCAACAAGGUCACGUGAACAUCACUCGGUCAAACGAUUCCACUCCUUAUGUACCAAAAACGGUUGGUGGUCCCAUUUUAGCGAAACACGGUGACAAACUGUCUGUAAAGUGCAACGCAAAAUACGAGCCAGCUGGCGGAAACAACGAUCUCGCUACUUGUAAUAAUGGUACUUGGACUUACAUACCGAAAUGCGAACCAGCUCAUUGCAAACGUCUACCAGUGAUUCCAAAAAACGGCAUAGUUCUGGCACCACGAAUGGGUCACGGUGCCAAGGCAAAGUUCUCGUGUCGAGAUGGCUACUCACUGGUGGGGGACCGGUACACAGAAUGCCGGUACGGAAAUUGGUCCGGGGAAACUCCAAAAUGCGACGAAGUUUAUUGCACUUUCCCUGGAUAUAUCGAUCACGGUAAAGUUUUAUUAGUGGGAAGUAUGGGCGUUUAUGACUACAGACCAUACGUUCGUAAGAUAAAAAACAACAAGCAAAUCUCGUUUGAGUGUGAUCGAGAAUACGUAAUCGAAUCAGGACCUGUAGGUGCAACCUGUAUUGGUGGCAAGUGGAGCCCCGGAUAUCUGCCAAAGUGCGUACCAUCAAUACAUCCAAAACUCAGACUCAGUAGAUCUAUUAAGAAUAGUACUGAUAUUAAUACGAAUGAACUGAUUACGGAAAAACCAGGUUUUUAUCAGAUUGGCAAAUUAAUAACCUCUAUAAAAGCUUGGUGGAAAAGAAGUAAACGUGCGUUAUCAGCACAAAAUCAACAAGUAAUGAAAGCUAAACAGACGUCAAAUAAAGAUCAAACAGCCAAAAAUCCGGGAGUUAAUAGAGGAUCCAGAGGUCGGGAAUCUGGGGAUUUAUCAUUCAAAGAUUAUGACACCGAAGAUGGUAACUCUACGAUAGACGGAGAAAAAGCUCCACAUAAAGGUGCUAAAGGCAAAGGCAAACAUGGAAAAAGAAAAGUUGGUCCUUGUGAACCUCUAAAAAAUAGUACAAAUGUACAUAUAGAAAUUGUGAGACAAGGAAAGCAUGUUAAUGUUACCCAUUCGCAUGGAACCGUACUCAAAGUUUCAUGUGAUCACGGCUACCAACCUAACGUGGUCAAUGGAACGGCCAAAUGCUGGAGAACUCGAUGGAAGCCAGCAAAACCUGACUGCAAACUUAAACCUUGCUUAAUACCCUACUCAGCAAAUGGUUUUUACAGUAAAGUGGAACCUACGUAUUUAAAUGUAACCGAAAGCACUGAGUUUAUGGAUGGUGAAAUCGUAACUAUUACAUGUUUUUCUGGAUUUAACUUAAAAGGCCCUUCAAGAAUGGAAUGCAGAAAGGGUGACUGGGAUGUUGGAACUAUUUCUGAGUGCACUCCUGCCCCAUGUGAGUUACCGGCUAUAACUCAUGGUCAGUACUUACUUGGAUAUAGAGCAGGUCUUACGAUAGCUAAUGGAUCAUUCGUUACCUUCCAAUGCGAUCCAGAGUUCAUAAAGACUACAUCAGUUUCCAUCGAAUGUGUAUUAGGUCGAUUAGUUCCUAAAGUUCCUUCAUGUAAAAGAGAUGGUGGAUUAUUCAUUACCGGUGCGGAUAUUUUGAAAAAAAGCGAAUUAGGCACCAUUGAUCUUUUGUCCGGGCUUCGAGGAUCUUGCGGACCCCCAGAAUCGGUCCACGGAUCAAUGGUGUUUAGAAACGGAGAAUUGUUAAAAGACGCGGAAAAGAGUUUUCCCGACGGGACAGAAGUGACGUUUAAUUGUAUCGGAAAUAUUAUAGACGAAAAGGUUACGUGGCGUAUACGAUGUGAGGACGGCAACUGGAUUGGCCGGUCGUUGAAUUGCACGAAACCCGUCGAAACCAUGAACUCCACUUUGGACAACACCACUUGUAUGUUUCGAAACAGCGAGCCCAACGUGGUGACGUUCAUAAGUGACACGAUGAUCACGAACGAGCUAACCGAGUUCAACGCAGGAACAGUUUUGGUAUCUCGAUGCUCAGACAUUGGAAAAUACGCGAUGGAAGGAUCCAACAGGCGUGUAUGUUCGAAUGGUGAAUGGUCUGGACAACGUCCGGUUUGUUUUGGGCUAAACCAGGAAAACGAUUAUGCACUGGAAAAACCGCCAACAAUACUGUUUCGCCAUCAGUUAGGGCCGAUAGCGCAGAGUAACGAGGGACGACUAGUCGUCUAUCCGGGAACGAUAUUGCACAUGGAGUGUUUGUGGAUCAAACGGUUCGGCACUCCGAAAUGGAACGUCAGUCAUUCGUUCCGAAAGUAUCCCGAGGGAUGGACAACCGACCCCGGCCGAGACCCGGAUCUCGAAUAUCGGUUGAGUAUCUAUCAUGCGAGCAGAGACGACUCCGGCCUGUUUUCGUGCAUCACCCCUACAAGACACACUCAUUCGGUCGAAAUAAUCGUAAAAGCCGUGCACUGUCCUUCUAUACCGUCGAAACGAAGUUUGAUCAUUGGUUCGCAAAACACAAAACUAAACACUCGAGUAAAGUUUUCUUGCGCUAGAGGCAACAAUCUGAUCGGGGCCUCUGAAAUCGUCUGUUUGCCUUCGGGCAACUGGAGCGAUCCGAUCCCCGCAUGUGAGAUCAUCGAAUGCGAAAAGAUCGAUAACCUAACCGACCCAAACCUACGGAUAGCCGUUCUCAGCCGCCAAGUGGGUGGUGAAAUAAUGUUUAGCUGCAUGCAAGGAUUCGGACUCGACGGGCCCACACACUCGACGUGCCUGCCAACCGGUGAAUGGGAACAGCCGUUCCCCACGUGUGCAGCGGUCACUUGUCCCUGGCCAGGGGACCCGCCGCACGGUUACGCGGCCGUCUCGCAAAACUCGUACAGGCCCGGCGAACACGUGUCCAUCAGCUGCGAACCGUACUACGUGUUGGACGGUCAGCCCAAGCUGGUUUGUGGGGACAACGGAGAGUGGUCAGCGCCAAUGCCAAUCUGUGUUCAAGCCUGCCCAUACCCGGGAACGGUGAUACGGGGCCGCAUGUCCACCGUCAAGUUUUACUACGCCAUCGGGGACGUGAUCACUUUCAGCUGCGACGAGAAUUUGAAAAUCAAGGGAGCCCCCGUGCUGCGGUGCCUCAAACACGGGAAAUGGUCCAAUUCCAUACCGACGUGUGUGUCCAGGAACGAGACUCAGCGGACACAGUAGACCCACGCGUUUUCGUCACCCCGCAGCAGACAGUAUAAUAUUAUACCCGCCGACACGUUAUUUUAAAGUUAUAUUAUUUUAUAAUAUUUCACACGACGAUCCGUGAAAUAGUCACGAUCGUUUGUAUAUUAUUGUCCAUUACAAUUAUUAUUAUUAUUUUUUUUUUUUUGGAUCUCCUAAAUAUCGUUUGGGUCGUAAAAUGUUUACCCUACGCCGUGUUCCUAACCUAACCGAACGUUACUACCUAUAGUAAUAAUGAUAUUAGUAAAGCUCACAAAACCCUAAAAAAUGUAUACCGAGCGCCGGAACAUGUUUUCAGCAAAGUGCGAGCAUUAUUGACGAUUCGUCCCAAAACAGAAAUGUCGAACGGUGUCCGAAUACGAUAAAUUAUAAAUUAUAAUAUUUAAAUAACUGGCGAGGAAAUCCAAUACAAAUCAAUUGCGUUUACGAUUUAUUACUAAAACGGUUAUGACACAAGUCGUAACCAACAGCUGGUUCAACUCGAUGUCACGUGGUGGUGGUGGGUGGGCAGAGCCGUCUGUUUUCAUCCACCUCGAGGGAGAAUUCGUGUACGCUCCGGAAAUUCAUUAUUAGUUUGUUUAUUAGUACACUCGAACGAGUCACGGUUAUGAUGCACUCCAAUAACGUCACGAUUAAACAUUUUGUAAUUUUUUUUAAAUUUUAAACGCGACACUAUAAUAUAUUAUAAUUUGUAAUAUCCACGAGAAGUUUACAAAACUUGAUUUACAAGCAACGUGACAAAUGUCUAUAAAUAUAAUAUGUCUGACGCGUCUUGGUACCCACAACCCACCCUUUCUGUUUGUAUAGGAAACAUAUUAUAUAGUUUCUCAUAUAUUUAUUACAUAAUAUAUUACAUAUUAUUAUUGACAAUAAUACCUACAUAUUGAUUUUACCGUUUUCAAUAUAAUAUAGAAACGGCGGUGAUAUGAUUUUAGAAUCAAAUACAAGCAAACAAAAAUAUAUUAUCAUGUUAUUAAAAAAAAAAA
Myzus persicae (green peach aphid) is the source of this 5599-nucleotide messenger RNA. It is a transcript of the gene Hasp, whose product is annotated as sushi, von Willebrand factor type A, EGF and pentraxin domain-containing protein 1. Gene Ontology annotation, cellular component: extracellular region. Gene Ontology annotation, molecular function: peptidase inhibitor activity. Lineage: Eukaryota; Metazoa; Arthropoda; Insecta; Hemiptera; Aphididae. The record is from RefSeq and is a predicted model, not a curated record. The transcript has 25 exons. The coding region runs from base 150 to 4592 and encodes 1480 amino acids.